AUACAUGUACUGGACGGAUUGGAGUCCCGAUCAUCCCAGAAUUGAAAAGGCUGCUUUGGAUGGCACACAACGCAUAAUAUUAGUAAACACAUCUUUAGGAUGGCCUAAUGGCUUAUCUAUUGAUGUUGUUGAAAGGAAACUUUACUGGGGGGAUGCUAAAACAGAUAAGAUUGAAGUCUCAAAUCUGGAUGGGAGUGAUCGCAGAGAACUUGUUUCUGAUCAACUGCCUCACAUUUUUGGUUUCUCCUUGCUUGGCAAUUACAUAUAUUGGACUGAUUGGCAACGACGCUCCAUUGAAAGAGUCGACAAAAUUACUGGAGUUAAUAGAGAAAUUUUAAUUGAACAACUUCAUGAUGUCAUGGGCAUUAAAGCCAUAAAUGUCAACGAUAUACAUGGUACCAGUCCUUGUGCGAAUGACAAUGGGAACUGCUCACAUCUAUGUCUUAAUAGACCAAAUAACAAUUAUACUUGUAGUUGCCCUAUAGGGUUAGAACUUACUAGUGAUAAUAAGACUUGCAUUGUUCCUGAAGCAUUUCUUUUAUUUACAAGAAAAGACAGUAUACGAAGGAUAUCUUUAGAAUCUAAUCAUGAUGAUGCCAUUCCUAUAUCUGGAGUUGAAGAAGCAAAUGCAAUUGAUUAUGACAUCAGUGAUAAUCGUGUCUACUGGACUGAUACUAAUAAAAGGACAAUCAACCGAGCUUUUAUGAACGGAAGCAGCGUAGAGGUAAUUGUUCAGAUUGGACUCAACUAUCCUGAAGGAAUGGCAGUAGAUUGGAUUGCCCGAAAUCUGUAUUGGACAGACAUGGGGCUAAACCGCAUAGAAGUAGUGCGACUGGAUGGGUCAUCAAGGAAAGUUAUAUUGCAUCAAAAUAUGGACGAUCCUCGAGCAAUAGCUUUAGAUCCAGCUGAAGGUUAUAUGUAUUGGACUGAUUGGGGCACAAGUGGGCGUAUUGAAAGAGCUGCAAUGGAUGGCACUUAUCGUAAAGUUUUAAUUGGUAAACUUGGUAGACCAAAUGCAAUAACUAUCGACUACCUAGAAAGGCGUCUCUAUUGGAUUGAUGUGGAUGCUCGGAAGCUAGAAUCUUCAGACUUAUCAGGCAAUAAUAGAGUUCAAGUUAUUGGUGAAGAUAUAUAUGAACCCUAUGGUCUAACUCAGUAUACAGAUUAUAUAUAUUGGACUGAUUGGAAUAAUAAGAGCAUUCAACGAGCUAAUAAAACUAAUGGAGGCAACAGGACAACUAUUCAAAUAAUGCCUGAUAAUGUUCUAGAUAUACAAGUCUACCACACAUCUAGGCAAUCAGGUUGGAAUCCAUGUGCAUUAAAUAAUGGAGGCUGUGCCCAUUUGUGUCUUGCUGUACCUGCAUCUAUUCAGUCGAAAAUCUACACUAAUCAUUGUGGUUGUCCCACACAUUACAGCCUGAACUCUGAUAACAAAACAUGUUCAUAUCCAAAAACAUUCAUGCUCUUUAGCCAGCGUAGCAGUAUAAAUAGAUUUCUCAUAGAAACAUUGGAUUCCCCAGAAAUAAAUUUUCCAAUUCCCAACUUGAAAAACAUCAAAGGUUUAGAUUAUGAUCCUGUUGAGAGAUUCGUUUAUUGGAUUGAUGGAAGAACUAAGACUGUCAAGAAAAGUCAUGUCAAUGGAACCAAAGCUAGCAUUGUUGUUGCCAAUCCAACUGAUAAUAUUCAUCCAUUUGCCAUUGCUGUUAAUUCAUACUCCCGGACACUAUUUUGGUCAUGCUCUCAACACAAUACCAUUAACGUCACAACUCUAAGUGGUACUCCGAUAGGCACAGUAAUUGGAGAUGAAGAUGAUAAACCUCGUUAUUUGGCUGUUCACCCUACAAAAGGAUUCCUAUUUUGGGUAAACAUGAUACAUCCACCUUUAAUAGAAAGAUCCAAUAUGGAUGGCCAGAUGAGAAAAAUUCUUUUUUCCACUGAAUUAGACUCUCCAGUAUCACUAACAGUUGACGUUUUGGAUAAUUUUAUUUAUUGGGGAGAUGCUGGAUUGAAAACAAUUGAAAGAGCAACAAUAUUUGGAACUGAUAGAAAAGUACUUGUCUCUGAUCCUGUAUUGCAUCCUGUUUCUUUGACGAUUCUUGGAAAACACAUGUUUUGGAUUGAUAAUGAUCAACAAAUCAUUGAAAUGGCUGAUAAAGAUAGUGGUGGUGACAGACAAAGAGUACAAAGACGCAUACCAAAUUUAGUUAACUUAUUAGGUGUUAAUUAUAUUGACCCUGACCGCUAUUCUAAUCAUGCUUGUUUCACUAAGAAUGGGGGCUGUUCUCAUAUAUGUCUUAUUACAGAGAAUAAUAAAAAACGUUGCUCUUGCCCAGUGGAUUUAGUUUUAUCAACAGAUGGUACUUCUUGCAUUGAUAUACCCAUUUGCCCUCCUGAUAAGUUCCGUUGCCUUACUGGAGUGACUUGCAUACCAAAGAAAUGGCUCUGUGAUGGCAGAUCUGACUGCAGUGAUAGGUCAGAUGAGAAUAACUGUGAAGUUUGCAAACCAGGGCAAUUUAGAUGUCAUAACGGUGACUGUGUUGAAGGAAUACUAAAAUGUGACGGUGUUCCACAUUGUAAAGAUUACUCUGAUGAAGAGUGCUGCCAAAAGAAUGAGUUCCUGUGUCCCACUUCAAGAGAAUGUUUGAGUGUCACUCAAGUUUGUGAUUCUAAAAGAGAUUGUAUAGAUGGCUAUGAUGAAAGCCACUCCACCUGCGACACUUUGCCUAAACCCCGCACAGCAGAGUCAAACUCUCGAUUUAUAUGGAGUGUGUCAGCAUUUGUUACUAUAUUUAUAUUAAUAAUUUUCCUAGCUUUUGCUGCCAAACGAUGGAAAAUUUGUCUAAAGAAAGAGAAUGUAAUUGAUGCAGAAUUGAGGAAUGAGAUGCUACCUUCGGCAAUGUGCAAUGGAACACUCAGCUCUAUGAAUGUGAGCAAUCAGCGAGGAGGUGUGGCUGUUUCUUCAUUUCAUAGCUCUAGUUACUCCAUGUCUGGUCUGGGACCUUCAAGAGCUUUGAGUCGUAGCAGUGUUUAUGACCGUAACCAUGUAACAGGAGCUUCAUCGAGCUCUUCGAACAGGACUUAUCGCACUGAAUUAAUUAAUCCCCCUCCCAGUCCUGUUACUGUUUGUGAUCGUGGUUUCUGCUAUACUGGACCACCUUAUAGAUAUUAUCAUCAAAACAAUCGUUCAUACAUUAACCAUCCUCCACCACCCACUCCUUGUAGUACGGAUGUUUGCGAUGAAAGUGAAGCUUAUGCUUCGUCCUUUUAUGGUUCAGGAAUGGAGCUUUCUUAUGAUUCUGAUCCUUUUAUACCACCACCACCUACUCCUGGAAGUCCGUAUCUAUCAGAUGAAAAUCACGAAAAUCUUGAGCUUAUGGCUCCACCGCCAUCUCCUGUGCCUACAUCUUAUAUUUUACAGAUGUUUUUCUUAAAUUUCAUAUUAUUGUCUCUAUUUUUAAUCUAUUGCAGUGGUUUGUACACUCAAUUAAUCUUUUCUAAUAGAAAAGAUAUCAGAUUACUUGAUUAUGAUGCCAGAAGAAAAAAUUCCUCACGCAUACUCAUUAAAGAUUUAGCUAAUGUUAACUUUAUUGAUUUUUACUUUGAAAAUCGAACUAUCUUCUGGGCUGAUGCUGGGUUAGAGGAAAUUCGAAGUAGGCAAAUCAAUGAUACUAAAUCAAAUAGAAGCAUAGUGCCUAUAGGAGCAAUUUCUCCGGAUGGUUUAGCAGUUGAUUGGUUAGGCAAGAAAUUAUAUUGGACUGAUUCAAAACGAAAUAGAAUUGAACUUUGUAAUCUAGAUGGAAGCUUUAGGAAAGUUUUAUUUUGGAGAGAUUUUGAUGAACUUAGAGCUAUUAUUGUUGUUCCGAUGGAUGGUUGGAUAUUUUGGACAGACUGGGGAAAAACACCUAAAAUUGAAAAGGCAAGCAUGGAUGGUAACCAACUUACACGUAAAAUUAUUGUACAAGAUGAAAAUUGCAUUUCUAUUUGUUGGCCUAAUGGUUUGGCAGUUGAUUAUGACAAAAAAAGGAUUUAUUGGACUGAUGCAAAAAUAAAAACUAUUGAAAGCACAGAUUUUAAUGGUAAAUUUCGACAACGAAUUACUAAAGCAACAGUUCCUCAUCCAUAUGCGAUAAGUCUCCUUCAUGAUACUCUUUACUGGACUGACUGGACUACUAAAGCUAUUCAUUCCUGCAGUAUAUUAAAUGGAUGUGUUAAGAGAACUACAUUUGGUGGAUCUUUUACACCUAUGGGGAUUCAGAUUUAUCACAAAGAUCGGCAACCAAUUGUUCCAACUCCUUGUGGUAAGAGUAAUGGUGGAUGUUCACACCUGUGUUUGCUCUCUUCUGUGUAUCCAUAUUAUUCAUGUGCUUGUCCAACUGGAGUAAAGUUAAAAUUGGAUGGCAAAUCCUGUGAAGAUGGGCCACAGAAACUUCUUUUACUUGUUAAAAAAACAGAUUUGCGAAGAAUUUCUUUAGAUACUCCAGAUUAUACAGAUGUAAUUCUAGAAAUAGAUGGUCUCAAGCAUGCUAUUGCUGUUGAUUAUGAUCCUGUAGAUAAGAAGAUUUAUUGGACUGAUGGUGAAGCUAAGGUUAUAAGAAGAGCUGGACUAAAUGGAACUGGGUGUGAGGAUUUGGUAUCAGCUGAAAUUCAAAAUCCAGAUGGAAUCGCCAUUGAUUGGAUUGCUCAUAAUAUGUAUUGGACUGAUGCUGGUACUGACCGUAUUGAGGUAGCAAGAUUAAAUGGCACUUCCAGAAAAAUUCUUAUUACAGAAAAUCUGAGUGCACCCAGAGCUAUCAUACUAGAUCCACCUGAAGGAUACAUGUACUGGACAGAUUGGAAUCCUGAUCAUCCUAGAAUUGAAAAAGCUGCAUUGGAUGGUACACAGCGUAUAAUAUUAAUAAGCACAUCUUUGGGAUGGCCUAAUGGCUUAUCUAUUGAUGUAGUUGAAAGGAAGCUUUACUGGGGUGAUGCUAAAACAGAUAAGAUUGAAGUCUCAAACCUUGAUGGCAGCAACCGCAGAGAACUUGUUUCUGAUCAACUGCCCCAAGUUUUUGGAUUGUCUUUGCUUGGUGAUUAUAUUUAUUGGACUGAUUGGCAACGUCGCUCUGUGGAAAGAGCUAACAAGAUUACAGGAGGCUGUAGGGAAAUCUUAAUCGAACAACUUCAUGAUGUGAUGGGUAUCAAAGCCAUUAAUGUUAAUGAAGUAUAUGGUACAAGCCCUUGUGCAAAUAACAACGGUAAUUGCUCACAUUUGUGUCUAAAUAGACCAGGAAACAAUUACAUAUGUAGUUGUCCCAUUAGUUUGGAACUUUCAAGUGAUAAUAAAACCUGCAUCAUACCUGAAGCAUUUCUUUUAUUCACACGGAAAGACAGUAUACGGAGAAUAUCUUUAGAAUCAAAUCAUGUUGAUACAAUUCCCUUGUCUGGAGUUGAAGAAGCAAAUGCAAUCGACUAUGAUAUCAGUGAUAAUCGUGUUUACUGGACUGAUAUUAACAAACGGACAAUCAACAGAGCUUUUAUGAACGGAAGCAGCGUAGAGAUAAUUGUUCAGAUCGGCCUCAACUAUCCUGAAGGAAUGGCAGUAGAUUGGAUUGCUGGAAACUUAUAUUGGUCAGACAUGGGACUAAACCGCAUUGAAGUAGUUCGUUUAGAUGGCUCUUCACGCAAAGUUUUACUACAUCAAAAUAUGGAUGAUCCUCGAUCAAUAGCUUUAGAUCCAGCUGAAGGCUAUAUGUAUUGGACUGAUUGGGGCUUAAGUGGACGCAUCGAACGAGCUGCAAUGGAUGGCACUUACCGAAAAAUUCUAAUUGGGAACCUAGGUAGACCAAAUGCUAUAACCAUUGACUAUCUUGGAAGACGACUUUAUUGGAUUGACGUUGAUGCUAGAAAACUUGAAUCUUCCAAUUUGUUAGGCAAUGACAGAGUUCAAGUUAUUGAUGAAGACAUUUAUGAACCAUAUGGUCUAACUCAGUAUGCUGAUUAUAUCUACUGGACUGAUUGGGAUAAUAAAAGUAUUCAGCGAGCUAAUAAAAGUAACGGAGGCAACCGAACAACCAUUCAAAUAAUGCCUGAAAAUGUUUUAGGCAUACAAGUCUAUCACAAAUCUAGGCAAUUUGGUUGGAAUCCAUGUGCUUUGAACAACGGAGGAUGUGCUCAUCUCUGUCUAGGUUUACCUGCAUCUGCUCAAUCCAAAACUUACAUCAAUCAUUGUGGGUGUCCCACACACUACAGUUUAAAUUCUGAUAACAAAACAUGCUCAUAUCCCAAGGCAUUUAUGCUAUUUAGCCAACGUAACAGCAUAAAUAGAUUUCUGAUAGAUACAUUGGACUCUCCUGAAAUUAAAUUCUCAAUCCCCAACUUGAAAAACGUAAAAGGUUUAGAUUAUGAUCCUGUUGACCAAUUUGUUUAUUGGAUUGAUGGCAGAUCUAAAACUGUUAAGAAAAGCCAUGUCAAUGGAACAAAGGUUAGCAUUGUUGUUCCAAAUCCAAUCGAUGAUAUUCAACCAUUUUCUAUUGCUGUUAAUCCUUAUACCCGCACAGUAUUUUGGUCCUGUUCUCAACACAAUACUAUAAACAUCACAACUUUAAAUGGCAAUCUUGUUGGCACAGUAAUCGGAAAUGUCGAUAAUAAGCCCCGUUUUAUAGCAUUACAUCCAAGAAAAGGAUUCUUAUUUUGGGUAAAUAUGAUCCAUACUCAUGUCAUAGAAAGGUCUAAUAUGGAUGGAAAAAUGAGGAAAAUACUGUUUUCUACUGGUUUAGAUUCUCCAGUAUCAUUGACAGUUGAUAUUUUAGACAGUUACAUCUACUGGGGAGAUGCUGUACUAAAGACAAUUGAAAGAGCAACAAUAUUUGGAACUGAUAGAAAACUGCUGGUUUCUGAACCUAUUUUAUAUCCUGUGUCUUUGACAAUUCUUGGAAAGCAUAUGUUUUGGAUAGAUAAUGAUCAACAAAUCAUUGAAAUGGCUGAUAAAGAUAGUGGUGGAAAUCGCCAAAGAGUACAGAGGCGUAUACUAAAUUUAGUUAACUUAUUAGGUGUUAACUAUGUUGAUCCUAGAAGCUAUUCCUCUCAUCCUUGUUUUAUUAAGAAUGGGGGCUGUUCCCAUAUAUGUCUUACAACUGAAAGUAAUAAAAAAUAUUGUUCAUGUCCAGUGGAUUUAGUUUUAUCAACAGAUGGAACUUCUUGCAUUGACAUACCGAUUUGCUCUCCUGAUAAGUUUCGAUGCUUAACUGGUGUAGCUUGCAUACCAAAGGAAUGGGUUUGCAAUGGUAGAUCUGACUGCAGUGACAGUUCAGAUGAGAAUAACUGUGAAGUUUGUAAAACAGGACAAUUUAGGUGUCAUAAUGGAGACUGCAUUGAAAGAAUGCUGAAAUGCGAUGGUAUUCCUAAUUGCAAAGAUCAUUCUGAUGAAGAGUGCUGUCAAAUGAAUAAGUUCCAGUGUCUUAUUUCAAGAGAAUGCCUUAGUCUUACUCAAGUGUGCGAUUCCCAAAGAGAUUGCCUGGAUGGGCAUGACGAGAGUCCUGCUAGCUGUGGCGUUUCGGAAAAACCUCACUCAGCAAAACCUAACUCGCAGUUCAUAUGGAGCGUACCAGCUAUUGUAACUGCAUUUAUUUUAUUGAUUUUCUGUGCAUUUGCUGCAAAAAAAUGGAAGUUUUUUCAAAAGAAAGAAACUGUGAGAAAUGAAGUUAGAAUAGAGAUGCAGCCUUCAGCAAUAUGCAAUGGCGAAUUCAGCUCUAUGAAUGACAUAAACCGACAAAGAGGUGCUGCUGUUUCUUCAUUUCAUAGCUCUUUUUAUGAACCCAUAUCUGAUUUAAGACCAUCAAGAGUUCAGAGCCGUAGCAGCUUUUAUGAUCAUAAUAACAUUACUGGAGUGUCAUUAGACAGGAUGUAUAAUACCCAAUUAAUUAAUCCUCCUCCAAGUAUUGCCGCAAGCAGCACCGAUUAUGAACAUGGUUCUUAUUAUAAUGAGCGUCCUUGCAGACAUUAUCAGUGCAAUGAUCAUUCAUAUAUCAAUCUUGCUCCCCCACCCACACCCUGUAGUACGGAUAUAUGUGAGGAAAGUGAAAUUUAUGCCUCUUCCUUAAAUGGUUCAGGAUUAGAUCUUUCUCAUGGUCCAAACUCCUUUAUAUCGCCCCCUACUCCUGGAAGUUCCUAUUUAUCAGAAGAAAAUCUUGCUCUUAUUGCUCCACCUCCUUCUCCUGUUCUUACAACCCCUAAAUUUGACAAAAAGCUAAUUGGUCAAGUACAAGCAUUUUUGGAACUUCGAUGGAGCCACAGGAUUAUACAAACCCAUUUUAAAAAGAAAGGUAUUGCGAUUUCACUCAGCCAUGUCAGUCGUAUCAAGAAUUCAAAACUUGGAUCGUUACAAAAUAAUGCAAAACCAAAAAGAAGUGGACGGUCAAGCAAAUUGAAGAAAUCAGAUUUGCCGAAGCUUGAUAAGAUGACAUCAAAACCGGACCCACCAACACAGGUAAGCAUGGCUAAAGCUCUUAACGUGAGUCAGCAAGUUGUAAGCAAUCAACUAAAACUAAAGUUGACGAAAAAAUGCCAUACAAAACCUAAAUGUCAUCAUUUAAGUGAGAGAUCGGUGCAAAUAAGGAGGCAACGUUCAUGGCCCCUUUACAAGCUUCUCCGUAAGGACAGAUGGCGAAAGUUCAUUACAACUGAUGAAGCUUGGAUCUAUCUAUCUAAUACCAAUGCUAAAUCUAAAGUUCAAUAUCUUAGCCGUGGGCAGAACAGGCGAGACUUGACACCAUCAACCACGGUGCCUCAUCCCAAAGGCGUAAUAAUUUGGAUGGGCAUAUCCGCCCAUGGUGUGACCAAACCUCGGUUUGUGAAGCCUGGGGCCAAAAUAAAUUCUGAGUAUUACAUACAGAAGAUAUUAAAGCCCUUUCUUAAGGAUGAUUACUGCAGAUUAUACCCUAAUGUUGAUGCUGUGUUCCAUCAGGACUCUGUCCCAUCGCAUGCAUCUAAGGUCACCCAGAUCAAUUGCCUAUUCAAAUUUCAAUGUGAUGAUGGAGAAUGUAUUAGUGAAUCGUAUGUUUGCGACGGAGAAGAAGAUUGCAAAGAUGGUAGUGACGAACGUGUUUGCCACGCUAGAGUUUGUGACUUAGAAUCGAAUUUUCGAUGCAGAAGCGGGCAAUGCAUCCUGAAAUCAGAAGUAUGUGAUGGAAGAUCCGACUGUGGAGAUAGCAGUGACGAAUCAAAUUGCACUGCAUCAACCUGCCAAGGUUUUUACUGCGGACAUGGAGUAUGCUUAUCUUUGUUUCAGAGAUGUGAUCGAAAAGUAGAUUGCGUUGAUGGCACUGAUGAAGAAGAUUGUACUGAUAUUCCUUGGUGCACUGAAAAAUAUUAUUUCCGGUGUGGGAAUGAAUGCUACCCUAAAUACUUCGUCUGUGACAGUGAUCCUGACUGUUCUGAUGGUUCCGAUGAGAAAGACUGUGAUUCCCAUCCAUCCGAAGAAUGCACACCCCGACAAUUCAAAUGCAACAAUGGUUCUUGUAUUUCGGAGUUUUGGGUUUGUGAUGGUGAGAAGGAUUGUUCUGAAGGGGAAGAUGAAGAUGGCUGCGAAACCAAAUCUUGUGAGGAGGGGGAGUUCCGAUGCAAGUUUGGACGUUGCAUCCCAAAAGACAAAACGUGUGACGGUAGUUAUGAAUGUUACGACAAGACUGAUGAAGCUGUUUGCCGUAAGUUUUAUUUUUAAUUAUUUUUCAAGAGG
Molecule: messenger RNA, 9712 nt
Organism: Parasteatoda tepidariorum (common house spider)
Lineage: Eukaryota; Metazoa; Arthropoda; Arachnida; Araneae; Theridiidae
Source: RefSeq, a predicted model, not a curated record